ACUAGUACGUAUAGGUGGCAACCCGUCAUAGAUAUCCAUGGCCCCCUCAAGCAAGCCUCACGUUUCCCACAAUGAGAACGGGGAGGCACCGAAACCACAAGAUGUGGACGCCCUCAACAUAGUACGAGUCCCGUUGACGGAUGAAGACAGCAAGCGCAUCCGACGGAAAACAGACAAACACAUCCUCAUCAUCCUGAUGUGGGUGUACUUCUUGCAAAUCCUCGACAAAUCCGUUUUAGGAUACGGUGCGACCUUUGGCUUGAAAGAGACUACACAUCUGACCGGCGACCAAUAUUCACUGGUCGGAUCUAUUGCGCCCAUAGCUCAACUCGCCUGGCAGCCCUUCUCGUCGUUUUUGAUUGUCAAAGUCCCCCAUCGCAUUUUAAUGCCCAUUCUGGUAUUUGGGUGGGGCGUUGCCCAGGCAUGCAUGGCCGCAUGCCACAGUUUUGGAGGCUUGAUGGCAGCCCGGUUCUUCCUGGGAUUGUUCGAGGCUGGUUGUUUGCCUCUAUUCAGUAUCAUUACGAGCCAGUGGUAUCGCCGCGCUGAACAGCCCCUUCGCGUUGCAGCCUGGUAUAGCACCAACGGGUUGGCCACCGUGGUGGCAGCCGCUCUGUCAUAUGGGCUGGGGCAUAUCAAGUCCAGCGUGCUGGUUGAGUGGCAGAUUAUUUUCCUUUUUGUCGGGUUGGUGACUAUAAUCUCGUCCCCGGUGAUAUAUUUUUUCCUCGACAACGACAUCCCGUCCGCACGUUUCCUCAACGACCAAGAAAAAUUACAGGCCAUGGAGCGGUUACGUGCCAACCAGACUGGGGCUGGAAAUCGUGAAUUCAAGAUGUAUCAGGUCCUCGAGGCUGGUCUUGAACUCAAGACCUACCUGUGGAUUGGCAUCGCGCUUCUCCUAAACAUCGGGGCAAGUGUCACUAACGUCUUCGGCCCAUUGAUCCUCAGUGGGCUCGGGUUUGACAAAUUCAGGACCACCCUGCUCAACAUGCCCUUUGGAGCGGUGCAGUUUGUUAUCAUCCUGCUAGCAAGUCUUCUGGCCCAAAGAGCCCGCAUGAAGGCUGUCAUCUUGUCUCUAUUCCUCCUGCCCGUGAUCGCCGGUUUAGCCAUUCUCUACGCGGUCCCACGCGACCACUCUGUGCAAAGUACCCUUAUGGCUGGAUAUUACCUGCUCGCCUUUCUUUUUGGAGGAAACCCUCUCAUCGUUACUUGGAUUGUGGGAAAUACAGCGGGCACGACCAAGAAAAGUACCGUAAUGGCGCUUUACAGUGCGGCAUCCGCAGCAGGAAACAUCAUCGGACCCUUGUUAUUCAACGCAAAAUAUGCCCCCGCAUACUUGCCAGGGUUACGAGCGUGUCUGGCAAUCUUUGUUGCUCUGGUCGCCGUCGUUCUCAUUCAGUGGGCAAAUCUAUUUGUUUUGAAUAAGCUGCAGGAACGGCGACGCGUUGCAAAUGGCAAGCCUGCCAAAUUGGUCGACCAAUCUAUGCAAGACCGGUUUCCCCAACCCGAUGAAGACACGGCUGUCGAGGAUGGCGAAGCUGAGCUGCAAAUGGGGAGUAAUGCCUUUAUGGAUCUCACCGACCGGGAAAAUGAUGAGUUUAUGUACAUUUACUAGGCAUUUUUAUGCCCUUCUCUUCCGAACUAGCGAUAUUGCAAUGUUUUGUCAAUGAUACCAUGUGAAUAAAACGAUACAGAACAGCGUAGACCCAGCAUGUAACUUGCGCCCCGAAGAGCAUCCUAACGGCCAGCUAAUGUAUAUAUUUUGAACUGCGG
Molecule: messenger RNA, 1770 nt
Organism: Aspergillus ochraceoroseus IBT 24754
Lineage: Eukaryota; Fungi; Ascomycota; Eurotiomycetes; Eurotiales; Aspergillaceae
Product: putative MFS transporter
Exons: 2
Coding region: 38-1612 (524 amino acids)
Biological process (GO): transmembrane transport
Cellular component (GO): membrane
Molecular function (GO): transmembrane transporter activity
Source: RefSeq, a predicted model, not a curated record